This is a messenger RNA of Leishmania mexicana MHOM/GT/2001/U1103, 843 nucleotides long. RefSeq lists its product as hypothetical. The transcript has a single exon. Bases 1 to 843 code for a protein of 280 amino acids. The record is from RefSeq and is a predicted model, not a curated record. NCBI's taxonomy places the organism in Eukaryota, Euglenozoa, Kinetoplastea, Trypanosomatida, Trypanosomatidae.
AUGAAGGGUGGGCGAGAGGAGGACACGGAGGCAGAGGUAGGAAGUAGCCGCCUCGGGCCCAGUGACCGCCUCAGCACUGCGAAGAGUAAAGCGCACAAGCCGCGCCGGCUGGUCAAGGGUGCCGAUGUCGGACUGCCGCUUCACGCGUCCGUCAUUGAGGAAACCUGCGAGGUGGAAGAGACCCAUACGGUGCUUGUGCGUUUUCCCUGCUUUGACUUCUUCCGACACGUACGCGUGUGCGAGCGCGCUCGAGACCCGCAGCCCGCCACAUCCGACGAUGCUGCCAAGGCUUCGGCAAGUCUUGCAACCGCAUUAUCAGACACCGCUUUCCGUAGUGGCGCGCCUCCGGUCACCUCGACGCACGAUACUGCCGAGGCCGCCUUCGCCCCGGAAGCCGCGGUCUUUAUACCAGGGACGCUAGAGACAGAUACUCCGCGGCUCUUACUGAACGGCGGCACCCCACAUGAAACGCUUUUCGAGGGGCAGUGGACUGAGGUGGCUGGCGAAGGCGUAUCCGUCACGAAUCGUGCCGUUGUCCACGUCAGUGCCAAGACGGCAGGUAUCCCUGUGCCACCAGCAGCGCCUCCUUUGAACUCCUCCUCAAUUGUGAGCGACGCGGCAGCGUCUCCCGAACUGGCGCGUACCACCGUUGAGUCGUUUCCUGCGUCUUCAUCUCAGGCAACGGCGACGUCUGCGCCGCCGAUCGCGAGUUUGCUGACGCACACGCUUGCCGGCGUCACCGCCGACGAGGAGCGCCGCCAGCGGGCGGAGCAGCAGAAGGGCUGGACCUACGAUCGCGUCGACGUACCCUCAGCCGUCCUCGUCAUGCAUCGUGUGCGCUAG